UUCCAGAAACACUCGGGAGUUUGACUCAUCUGAAGAACCUUGAUUUGUCAGAGAAUUCAGACAUCGGAGGUCAGUUGUCGAGAAACUUGGGAAUGCUAUGCAAUUUGCAGUCUCUUGAACUUUCAAUCAAUAAAGUUACUGGUGAGAUAACUGAGUUCAUUGAUAGUUUGUCUAUAUGCCCAAACAGCAGCUUAGAGAGGUUGGAUUUAGGUUAUAACAGUCUGACAGGAAAUUUGCCUAAUUCAUUGGGACUUCUUAAGAAGUUAAGAUACCUCACGUUGUGGUCCAACUCAUUUCAGGGUUCUAUCCCAGAAUCUAUUGGAAACUUGACAUCUUUGGAGGAAUUUUACCUUGCAAGAAAUAAACUGGGUGGAGUCAUCCCAGAAAGUUUUGGGCAGCUCUCAUCACUCGUUGCGGUAGAUCUGUCUGAAAACACAUGGGAAGGUGUUGUAACAGAAGCUCAUUUUCUGAAACUUCGAAGCUUAAAAGACGUGUCAAUCCAGAAAGCCUCCCCAAACAUUUCCCUAAUUUUCAACAUUAGUUCUAAUUGGAUACCUCCUUUCAAAUUGAGAUUCUUGAACCUUAGAUCAUGUCAACUGGGUCCCAAAUUUCCUGCAUGGCUUCGAAAUCAGACUGAGCUUGUCACGGUGGUCCUCAAUAAUGCUAAGAUUGCAGAUACCAUACCAGAUUGGUUUUGGCAAUUAGAUUUGUUAUUGGAUGAACUAGAUGUUGCUUACAAUUAUCAACUAGGCGGCAAGGUACCUAACUCGCUAAGGUUCAGCUAUCCUGCUACUGUUGAUUUGAGUUCAAACCUGUUUGAGGGCCCCCUCCCACUUUGGUCAAGAAACGUUACAUCGCUGGACCUCAGGGAUAAUUUAUUUUCGGGGCCAAUUCCUUCGAACAUUGGUGAUGUGAUGCCCUCCUUGUCAGAUUUAGACAUCUCUAGGAAUGGUUUGAGUGGAAGCAUUCCCCUGUCUUUAGGUAAUCUAAGCCUACUGACAACCAUGGUUCUCUCAAAUAAUUACUUGUCUGGUGAAAUUCCUCAUUUCUGGAACAAUUUACCAUUCUUGUAUAUUGUAGAUAUGUCAAACAACAGCCUCUCUGGUACAAUUCCAAUAUCCAUGGAUUCUCUUGAUUCACUCUUGUACUUGAUUCUCUCUAGUAACAACUUGUCAGGCAAACUUCCUUCAUUGAGAAACUGUACUGGCAUGAAGAGUCUUGAUCUUGGGGAAAAUAAGUUCUUUGGAAACAUUCCAGCGUGGAUAGGAGAAAGCAUGCUCUCUUUGUUGAUUUUACGCUUGAGUUCCAACUCAUUCACCGGAAGCAUUCCUUCACAGUUGUGUGGCCUUUCCAAUCUUCACAUAUUGGACCUCUCACACAAUAACCUGUCUGGUCAUAUUCCCCGCUGUGUUGGUAACUUGAGUGGCUUGAAAACAUCUGUAUUCUCAGAUAAAGAUACAUCAUACCUUUACCAGGGAAAGUUGAAGGUGGUGGCAAAAGGAAGAGUGCAAGACUUCGAUCCCACUCUCUAUCUUGUUAAUAGCCUAGAUCUCUCAAACAAUAACUUAUCAGGUGAGAUGCCGAGGGAGCUCACGAGCCUGAUAAAGUUGUGGACCUUGAAUUUAUCCAUGAAUCAUCUGACAGGAGUAAUGCCAUCAAGGAUUGGGAGCAUGGAGUCGAUAGAAACUCUUGAUUUGUCACUAAACCAGCUUUCAGGUUCCAGUCCACAGAGUAUGGUUUCAUUGACAUUCUUGAAUCAUCUAAACCUCUCAUACAACAACUUGUCUGGGACAAUCCCAACAGGCAACCAGUUUAACAGCCUGGUUGAUCCAUCAAUAUAUGAAGGCAAUGCUGCUCUUUGUGGUUAUCCGUUGCGUGAUUGCCAAGUCAAUGGCGGAACUCCUCAGGGUCCAAGUGAAGGUGGAGAAGACACUGGCUUUAAAAUGUGGGGUUUCAUCAUCAGCAUGGUGAUCGGUUUCGUUAUGGGGUUCUGGGGAGUUUGUGGGAGUUUGAUCAUCAGCAAGUCUUGGAGGAAGAAAUAUUUCCACUUCACUGACAAAAUGAUUGUUGCUUGUAUACGGAAAUACCAGAGGGCACCGGAAAUUUAAGUAGUUUUACUUCAAACCUUUUUUUUUUGUUUGUUUGGUCAUUCAGGAGUAAGCUUGUUGUUUUCUGUUCCUAAUAAGAGUUUGUAAGCUUUAGUCAAACUAUGUUUAAGAAUAAUAGAAUUGAGAGAGAUUGAUGACAGAAUUGUGUGUGUUCUAUUAUUGAUA
This is a messenger RNA of Rosa chinensis, 2273 nucleotides long. RefSeq names its product receptor-like protein EIX2. The transcript has a single exon. Gene Ontology annotation, molecular function: protein binding. Lineage: Eukaryota; Viridiplantae; Streptophyta; Magnoliopsida; Rosales; Rosaceae. Bases 93 to 2108 code for a protein of 671 amino acids. The record is from RefSeq and is a predicted model, not a curated record.